This is a messenger RNA of Rana temporaria (common frog), 1278 nucleotides long. RefSeq names its product E3 ubiquitin-protein ligase RNF182-like. Lineage: Eukaryota; Metazoa; Chordata; Amphibia; Anura; Ranidae. The coding region runs from base 230 to 931 and encodes 233 amino acids. The transcript is spliced from 2 exons. The record is from RefSeq and is a predicted model, not a curated record.
AGCUGCAUCGUUCUACGUAAGACUCUCCAUCCUCCCUCACUACCUAUUACUUUCGCUCCAGCCCACUUCUUCUCACUGUCGCCUUCUAUCCAUUCCGGCAUUUCUCUGUCCCCUGUUCUUCAAGCCAUCUCCCUCUUCUUCUCUCCCUCUAUGAAAAAGGAUUUCGCUGACAACUCAGGAGGUCCGUCCUUCUAUCAACCUUUGUCAUUCCUCCUCUUUAACCCUCAGAAUGGCCAGUGGAGAUGGAGAGUCACUGGAGCCACUUCUGGGUCCCCUGGAACUAGAAUGCAAGAUCUGCUAUAAUGGUUUUGACAUGAAGCAGCACCGGCCUAAAGUCUUGGGCUGUGAUCAUCGCAUGUGUGCCCGCUGCCUCAGGAAGAUGGUAUCCAACUGGGGUCAAAGCCCACCAGCAACACUGUGCUGCCCAUUUUGCCGACAAGAGACACCACUUCCUGAAGACUUGCAACUUUUGCCAGAUGAUAGUGGCCUGUUGUCCAAACUGAGCUGCCAUGAAUGGAUUCAUAGGCGUGGUUGUACAGUGGCGCCAGAGGUGCUUUUGAGUCCCGGGGGUCUCUGUCCCAACUCGUCCGAGUGCCUAGUCAUCACCAUUAUGGAGGUGUCAGAUGAGCCUUCAGGGCCUGGUGAACAAAUGCCAGUACUAGACAUCCUGAGAGUAAAGAUCUCAUCUAGUCUAGCAUGGCUACCUGGUCCCUGUGUUCCUCACCGCUGCGGCCCAUGCAGGCCUGUGCCACGUAUCCUGCUGGGUUUUUUGUGCCUCGUGUACAUUAGUUCUUUGCCCCUUGGUGUCUACCUUAUGAUGACUGGGCAUCUACUGGGUAUCAUUCUGGUUAGUCUAGUGCCAUGUACCCUUAUACUCAGUCUCUUGUGCUAUUGUUUUUGUCAUGAGCUCUCUGCUUGCCUUGCUGACUAACACAAACAUUAACUCUGUAACCAACACUGAUUGUGUAAGAACUGUGUCACCAGCAUCCCUUCACCACCACUAACCGUGGGGAAUCCACAACUCUUAGACACUCCGGGUGUGCCAAGUCUGUGCCCUGCUUAAUUCUAUAUUUUAAACUGCACCACCAGCCGUAACUACAACAAUCUGUGUCUGGAUGUGACCCAUCACCCUUCCUUCAAUAUGUAUUCCAGACGAUAUCAGACUUUACAGAUGAAAUUGCAAAGUUUUGUUUUGGCCAACCCCAUAGCUCCUGAUCUCUUCUUUGAGGCCCCGUACACACGUCCGAGGAACUCGACGGGCAAAACUCAUCGUUUUGC